AUUUCCGGUCUUGCAAAUUAGCCGCACGGAGAUUCUUCCAAAAUGUUUAUCUUUCAGCAUAUAGCACUGUGUCCUGUCUUGCUGCAAUAUCUUUGGUUUUGGUGUUGCGUGAUCAUAACCUGUUGCCAUCUCGUUGUUUUGAAGAAAUUUGUAUGUUACAUCUUCCAGAUUUGUAGAAGUGCAGCUAUGGACCAGAAGCCACCCGUGUGGAUGAAAAAAGAGGAAACAGAUGAAGUACCAGCUGAGCCAGUCUCCAUGUUUCCUGAAGACCCAGUAAUAAUUGAAGAGCCUGGUGUUGGAGAAAAGCAAGAUCCAGAACUGAAACAUGUGGAUGGCUCUGAUUUUAAUGUGGCAACCUCAACAAGGUAUGCAUCAAACAGUGCAAGAUUGAAGCAAAUUACUGGUGGGAGCUGUGGCAUUUCGUUUGAAGAAACUGUUCACCAUGGACUGGUCAAGAAUGAGCUGGAGAGAGACAGAGAGAAGUCAACAUACGAGUGUGGUACUCAUACACAAGAAUUAACUAUGAAUGAGGAUAGCUCGCUUAGCACCAGAUUUGAAUGUAGUAUGAGGGAACAGGAAUUCAAUGUAUUUAUUUGUGAUGUCUGCCUACUGUGCUUUACUUCAAAAUACAGACUCAGAAAGCAUGUGGUCAUGCACAUUGAUGGCAUGCAACCUCCUACGUAUGUUUGUAAAUCCUGUGGUGAGGUAUUUCACAGUAAUAUUAGCUUGAAAAAACAUUUGAGAAUGGGUGAGAAUUGUCGAGUCCUAACAGCUGGCAAUCAUGAGAAAUAUGGCUGUAGUGAAGAACACGAGAACAGUGGCCUCUCAGACAGUGAGCCAGUAGGUUCUCUCACAGAACACACUGAGCAAUCUUCAGAUAAGGAAUCUUCAAAAGCUUCAAAAAAGUCCUUCAAAGACACACGUAAACCACGUAUGACACAGAAGCUGAGUGGUUGUGGAACUUUAUCCACAGCUGGUGUCCAUGGUAUUAGACUUACCACAAAGAGACCCCACAAAUGUAAUAUUUGUGGCAAAUUGUUUGCUGUGCGAAGUAAUCUCAAGAGACACACAUUAAUUCACACUGGACUGAAACCUUACAAUUGUGAUAUUUGUGGCAAAUCGUUCGCUGAGUUAGGUACUCUGAAGAGACAUGAAUUAAUACACACUGGACUGAAACCUUACAAAUGUGAUAUUUGUGGCAAAUCUUUUGCUAGAUCAUGUUCUCUUAAGCAACAUUCAUUCAAACACACUGGUGAUAGGCCUCACGAAUGUGACAUUUGUGGCAAAUGUUUUGCUCUGACUGGUGAUCUCAAGAGACAUGCGUUCUUACACACUGGGCUGAGACCUCACGAAUGUGGUAUUUGUGGCAAAUCUUUUGCUAUGUCAUGUGACCUCAAGAAACAUGCCUUCUUACACACUGGGGAGAGACCUCAUGAAUGUGAUAUUUGUGGCAAAUCAUUUGCUAGGUCAGUUGAUCUAAAAGCACACGCAUUGUUACACACUGGAAAUAAAUCGCACACAUGUGAUAUUUGUGGCAAAUCUUUUUCAAGGCCAGGUUAUCUCCAGAGACAUGCAUUAACUCACACUGGAAAGAAAUCUCAUGGGUGAGAUAUUUGAGGCAAAUCUUUUGCUGUGCUGUGUACUCUCUGGUGUCAUCCAUUACUUCACAUCAGAAAAAAGUCACAAAAAGUGUUGCUUCAAGCUAAUAGGUUUCUCUGGUUGGUGCCCUUAAGGCUUAUAGAAUAAAGGAUAUGACAGAGAGACAUUAAUUAUGUAAUGCCUGUGAAAUAACAUUAAAUGUGCUAGGACUGAAAAAAUGUGCAAUAAUGUGUACGAUAGAGGGGUCACAGAUAGUGUGAAAAUAUAAAAAUCCGUAACAUGAAAUGUCAUGAAACUGUAGUACUAAACUGUAUACUAAGGUGAAUCAAAUGUGUUUUUGUGAUUUAUGCUGCUAUUUUUCCUAUUGGAUAAAUCUUUAAACUAUGUCAGUAAUUGUAAGUACCACAACACAGGCAAGCCCCUGACCAUGUUCUGUGAUGUUUUGAGCCCCAGCAACUUUCCGCAGAUGUUCACAGUGGUAGCAUACAACUGCCCAACCAGCUUCACUUUUGAGAUGCUAGUUCCCAGCUGUCAGACCAGAACAAUUUGUUCUUUCUUACAGUCACGUCAAUAAAUUUACAUGUUUGCAACUCACAUCAUUGCUAGAAUAAUUCCUUGUUGAUCUUUGUUCUGCUUAUAUACUCAUACUCUCCUUACUGCAUCAUGUGCCUGCAACAUGAGGCAUUCAGUCUCCUGGUGGACAGUGUUAAUAAACCUUGUGAAUGUCAAUGCAUAGUCACACAAAUGAGUGAGUUUGUAAAGUGUGCAGUCUAACAAGUUCAUGGUUGGUUGCCCACACACCAAUGCACAAUAGCUAUAUUUUGUGAAAUUCCUAAUCUCUGAUCAUGAAUCAGAUAUAAGGUAGAUAAGUGUUAUGCACCAAAGUUCUUAAUUAUUUAUUUUGCAUUUAGCACUACAGAAAAUGUAAUAGGUAAACAUUUAAUGAUAUAGUUUGAUUCCAGGUGUUGGUAUACACAAGAACAACACUCGGGAGAGCUCAGAAUGUGAUUACUGGUUACUGAAUUUGACCCAGUUGAAUAAUAUUUAUUGUACUUAAUAAAUACAUCAAAUGAGCAUUCUUAUUUAUUGUUUCUUGUGUUAUUUUAAGAUUUUUCAUUUUGGAUAUUUUUCUUACUUUCUGUAAAUAAACAUGAUGUUUUUUGGAGUUCUGUAAAUAAGCUUUGUUUUUAAGAUCAGAAUGAUUUUUAUUUUUUAUAUUCUAAGUAUUUGUUAUUAGUGUAAUUGGUUUGGUAUGUCUCAUCAUACCUGUAACGACUUAAGAUAACUAUCAUUAAGUGAUUGACAUUGUUCAGUUUUGCUAGACAUGAACAAUAACACUUUUUAGUUGUGUGAUUACAUUUCAUCCCAUCUUUCUCAUUAUAGGACAACUUCAACUGCUGUAUAAAUUAUUCAUAACUGGUUACAUCAACAUACACUUGUAUUAAAUUUUAUUUUUCAGUAAAAGGAAAGCACAACCAGGUUUAAGGGGAGUUGGAUCAUCCCAUACCGACAAUGUUAAAUUUGUUGACUUGGCUUCCCUGUAUUUCACAAACCAUUGACAUGAAGCUUUUGAAGGACAUUAAACUGUAUGUUCUGAGUCUACUGAACUGCAAUAAUUGCACUUCAGGCACUGCUUUCGGAAAGGCAAUUAUUUUAUUACGUGGUUGACAUUUUGUGUAUUUUUUGUACAUUAUUGGAAAUAAUUUUAAUGUACAUAGGAUUAUGUUCUUCUUUUAGUUUAGUUGACUGUGGUUAUGUAUGUUAUUACUUCCUAAAAAUUCGAAUACUCGACUCAAAGUGGUUUAUGAGAUUUAGGGAAAAUGUAAAUUUUCAGGAACCUCUUCUUAAGUUUCAAAAGACUCCAACUCACUUAGCAUAUGCUCAGUUUUUUAUUUUUAGUCAGAGGCAUCCUGCACCAUAUUGUAUAUCAUCCUCUUGACCUUUUUCAAAGUUUUUUCUUCUUUCUGGACCUCUUUUUCCAUUCUAACUCCCAUUAAGGACAACAGUCCUCUGCAUCUGUAACUGAAAAUACACUACUUAAUGUGGCGACUAUACAUUAUGAAUCCACGCUUCAGUCCAGAACCCUGCAACUGCUAUGGUCCCAGGUUCGAAUCCUGCCUUGUUCAUGGAUGUGUGUGAUGUCCUUAGACUAGUUAGGUUUAAGUAGUUCUAAGUUGUAGUGGACUGAUGACCUCAGAUGUUAAGUCCCUUAGUGCUCAGAGCCAUUUUUGAAGAAAUUGAUCCAUGGGAACAAUACAUACUCAUAAAUACAUGAAUGUAACUGCUCCUAAUAUAAACAUAAAUUAAAUAAAUCACAACUGAUGAACAAAUCAUUGUAUAAGAACUGUCCAAUGGCAAGAGAGUUGUGCGGCAUGGGAUCCAGAAGUGCACGAGAAUCAAGCGUAUUGUUGAAUAGAGAACGAAGUAUUGUGCUUCAAGACAACUGACUUGUCUUUACAUCCAUAAUCUAACGCUCUGCGGCCACUAACACACUUAGAGAUAUG
This is a messenger RNA of Schistocerca gregaria, 4103 nucleotides long. RefSeq names its product zinc finger protein 93-like. The transcript has 5 exons. The coding region runs from base 43 to 1608 and encodes 521 amino acids. The record is from RefSeq and is a predicted model, not a curated record. NCBI's taxonomy places the organism in Eukaryota, Metazoa, Arthropoda, Insecta, Orthoptera, Acrididae.